ACACUCCGGCGCUGGCCGCUCUCGGUCGGCGACAGAGCAAGUUCUGGGCGCUCAUCUGUCGGUCGGUCCAGAGAGUUUUCGGGUCCGCGGCCCCGGGAUGGGGCUGGCCUCGCUGUCACCACUGGGACUCUUCCUCUCCGCUCUCUGGAGUGGAGCUAUUGCUGAGGCAAGGGAAGAACCUUUCCCAGGGAGCCUGCAAGUCGACCACACGCCAUUUUCCUUUCCUCACACCAGUGGGUACCAGCCGGCCUUGGUGUUUCCAUCAGCGCAGCCUGGAAGACCGCAGACAGGAAAUGCAGCCAUUGCCCGCGUGACCUCCGCCGGGUCAAAGCUUCUCCCGCCUCUUGCGUUCAAUCACACGGUUGGACACAUAAUACUUUCUGAACAUAAAGAUGUCAAAUUUAAUUGCUCAAUCAAAGUACCUAAUAUGUACCAGGACACUCCAAUUGCUUGGUGGAAAGAUGGGAAGGAAUUGCUUGGGGCACAUCACACAAUUACGCAGUUUUACCCAGAUGAUGAAGUCACAGCUAUAAUUGCUUCCUUCAGCAUAACCAGUGUGCAGCGUUCAGACAAUGGGACGUAUAUCUGUAAGAUGAAAAUAAACAAUGAAGAGAUCGUGUCUGACCCAAUCUACGUGGAGGUACAAGGGCUUCCUCACUUCACUAAGCAGCCCGAGAGCAUGAAUGUCACCAGAAACACAGCUUUCAACCUCACCUGUCAGGCUGUGGGCCCACCUGAGCCGGUCAACAUCUUCUGGGUUCAAAACAGCAGUCGUGUUAACGAACUGCCUGAAACAUCCCCUUCUGUCUUAACUGUUCCAGGUCUGACCGAGACAGCAGUCUUCAGCUGUGAGGCCCACAAUGACAAAGGGCUGACGGUCUCCAAAGGCGUGCAGAUCAACAUCAAAGCCCUUCCCGCCCCGCCUGCUGAAGUCAGUGUCCACAGCAGAACCGCACACAGCAUCCUGAUCUCCUGGGUCCCAGGUUUUGAUGGAUAUUCUCCAUUCAGGAAUUGCAGCAUUCAGGUCAAGGAAACUGAUCCGCUGAGUAAUGGCUCCGUCAUGAUUUUUAACACCUCUGCUUCACCACAUCUGUAUCAAAUUGAGCAGCUGCAAGCCCUGGCUGAUUACAGCAUUGCCGUGUCCUGCAUGAAUGAAAUAGGCUGGUCCACAGUGAGCCCUUGGAUUCAGGCCAGCACCACUGAAGGAGCCCCAUCAGUAGCACCUUUAAACGUCACUGUGUUCCUGAAUGAAUCCAGUAAUAGCGUGGACAUCAGAUGGAUGAAGCCUCCAGUUCAGCGGCAGGAUGGGGAACUAGUGGGCUACCAGAUAUCUCACGUGUGGCAGAGUGCAGGGACUUCUAAAGAGUUCUUGGAAGAAGUCGGCCAAAAUGGCAGCCAUGCCCAGAUUUCUGUUCAAGCUCACAAUGCCACAUGCACAGUGAGGAUUGCAGCCGUCACAAGAGGGGGCGUCGGACCUUUCAGUGACCCUGUGCAAAUAUUUAUCCCUGCCUACGGCUGGGUAGAAUAUGCCCCCUCAUCCACCCCGGCGCCUGGCAACACGGAUCCUGUGCUCAUCGUCCUUGGCUGCUUUUGUGGAUUUAUUUUGAUUGGGCUGGUUUUAUAUAUAUCUAUGGCUAUCAGAAAGAGAGUCCAGGAGACAAAGUUUGGGAGCGCGUUCACAGAGGAGGAUUCUGAACUGGUUGUAAACUACAUAGCAAAAAAGUCCUUCUGUCGGCGAGCCAUCGAACUUACCUUGCAUAGCUUGGGAGUCAGCGAGGAACUACAAAAUAAACUAGAAGAUGUUGUGAUUGACAGGAAUCUUCUAAUUCUUGGAAAAAUUCUGGGCGAAGGAGAGUUUGGGUCAGUCAUGGAAGGAAAUCUUAAACAGCCAGAUGGAAGCUCUCAGAAAGUGGCAGUGAAGACCAUGAAGUUGGACAACUUUUCACAGCGGGAGAUCGAAGAGUUUCUCAGUGAGGCGGCAUGCAUGAAGGACUUCAGCCACCCAAAUGUCAUCCGACUUCUAGGUGUAUGUAUAGAAAUGAGCUCUCAAGGCAUUCCAAAGCCCAUGGUGAUUUUGCCCUUCAUGAAGUAUGGGGAUCUGCACACUUACCUGCUUUAUUCCCGGCUGGAUACAGGACCAAAGCAUAUUCCUCUGCAGACAUUGCUGAAGUUCAUGGUGGAUAUUGCCCUGGGAAUGGAGUAUCUGAGCAACAGGAAUUUUCUUCAUCGAGAUUUAGCGGCUCGAAACUGCAUGUUGCGAGAUGACAUGACUGUCUGCGUCGCGGACUUUGGCCUCUCUAAGAAGAUCUACAGUGGUGAUUACUACCGCCAAGGCCGCAUCGCUAAGAUGCCUGUGAAGUGGAUUGCCAUAGAGAGUCUGGCAGACCGAGUCUACACUAGCAAGAGUGACGUGUGGGCAUUUGGCGUGACCAUGUGGGAAAUAGCGACCCGGGGAAUGACGCCCUACCCCGGAGUCCAGAACCAUGAGAUGUAUGACUAUCUCCUCCACGGACACAGGCUGAAGCAGCCCGAGGACUGCCUGGAUGAACUGUAUGAAAUAAUGUACUCGUGCUGGAGGUCCGACCCCCUGGACCGACCCACCUUUUCUGUGUUGAGGCUGCAGCUAGAAAAGCUCUUAGAAAGUCUGCCUGCUGUUCAAGACAAAGCGGAUGUCAUUUACAUCAACACGCAGUUGCUGGAGGACUGCGAGGGCCUGGCCGAGGGCCCUGCCCUUGCGCGUUUGGACAUGAACAUCGAUCCAGACUCUAUAAUUGCUUCUUGCACGCCCGGCGCUGCCAUCAGCGUGGUCACGGCAGAAGUGCACGAGAACAGGCCUCACGAAGAGAGGUACAUCCUGAACGGAGGCAGCGAGGAGUGGGACGAUCUGGCUUCUGCCCCGUCCGCCGCGGUCACAGCUGGAAAUGGUGUUCUACUGGAGGACAGACUUGGUAGGAAUGGGGUGUCCUGGUCCCAUGCUAGCACCCUACCCUUGGAGAGCCCAUCGCAGGACGAACUGUUGUUUGCCGACGACAUCUCAGAAGACUCUGAAGUUCUGAUGUGAGGAACGCAGAGAGGGGACAUUCCAAAACCAAGUGCUAGGUCGUUGGGAAAGCCAUGACAUAUUUUUGUAUGUUUUUCUAUGUAAAAGUGGGUCGUGACUUUUCCGACGACCCAAUGAAUUCUCCUGCUUUAGGAGAACCCAAUUCAGCCUGUGUUUCUGGUAUUUGUUUUCCUCACCAAGUAAACUCCAUGAACCCAAAGCACCAGGUGAAUGUUGUCAAGUAAGUCAUCAUUAAAAUUGCAUAAUAUAUAUUUAUUUAAGGAGGAAAAUAUAUGUGUAUAUGGUGGAAAGAGACAGAAUAUUAUAUUUUAAUAAAAGAUGACUUAUUUUCAUGUCACUGAUCUUGCACAUCUUAGAAUUUAAGCUUUAGUGGUUUCUGAAAUUAACGUUUGUACAGAGUCACAGUUGUUUUUUAAAGUUCUCUUCUUUUUUGUGACUAUUAAAUGUAAAAAGAUUUGUAGAAUGAAAUGCUGCCUUUGACUUCACUUCUGAUCUGCCUGCAAAAUCUGACAUUCCUGCGUGAGUCUUGUAUGUGAUAGAAUGAUUCAUUCGAUAUUUAAAGUUUUAUAACUGCUUCAUUUUCUGACAUGACUUCCUAAUAAAAUACGAAUGAGGAAGAA
This is a messenger RNA of Tupaia belangeri chinensis (Chinese tree shrew), 3681 nucleotides long. RefSeq names its product MER proto-oncogene, tyrosine kinase (gene MERTK). The coding region runs from base 98 to 3061 and encodes 987 amino acids. NCBI's taxonomy places the organism in Eukaryota, Metazoa, Chordata, Mammalia, Scandentia, Tupaiidae. The transcript is spliced from 19 exons. Gene Ontology annotation, biological process: multicellular organism development; cell migration; phagocytosis. The record is from RefSeq and is a predicted model, not a curated record. Gene Ontology annotation, molecular function: transmembrane receptor protein tyrosine kinase activity; ATP binding; protein binding. Gene Ontology annotation, cellular component: signaling receptor complex; plasma membrane.